AUGAACGCUCUGGUAGUGGGAGCCACGGGCCUAUGCGGGGCAGCUAUUUUGAAGCACGCGGCCGAGGCCACCUCAUUCAACAAGGUUUACGCCCUUGUGCGCCGCCAGAUCCCCAACAGUGCGGCGCGCGUUGAGACCAUCGUCAACGAGCAGAGCGACAGCUGGCCGGAGAGCGUCCCUGCCGGCGUCGAUGUGUUCUUCAGCGGGCUGGGCACCACCAGGGCCAAUGCCGGUGGGCUGGAGAACCAGUACAAGGUGGAUCACGAUCUAAACAUCGCAGUUGCAAAGGCUGCAAAAGAGCGCGGAUGCCGUGUGUGUGUGAUAGUAAGCGCUAUUGGAGCCAGCGUCAACGCGCGGCUCCCCUACAACAAGUUGAAGGGCGAUAUUGAGCGUGACCUGCUUGCCCUUGAAUUCGAAAGAACGGUCAUUCUACGGCCAGGAGUUCUGCUUGGCGAAAGAGAAACCCAUCACAAGGGGUUUGGUAACUCUGUGGCCGUAUUUCUCGGGAAGCUCGUGUACCGCGGGCGUUUCCAGGCACUACUGGGCUAUCCGGUAUACGGCGAUGAGGUGGGCCAGGUAGCUGUCGCUUUGGCGUUAAGCGACGACAAGAGCAAGGUGCGCAUCGUCGAAUCCGCCGAGAUCCUCUCUUUAGUGAAGCAAGAGAAUACCCAGUAA
Eremothecium gossypii ATCC 10895 is the source of this 675-nucleotide messenger RNA. RefSeq names its product Fmp52p (gene FMP52). The transcript has a single exon. The record is from RefSeq and is marked provisional. Lineage: Eukaryota; Fungi; Ascomycota; Saccharomycetes; Saccharomycetales; Saccharomycetaceae. Bases 1 to 675 code for a protein of 224 amino acids. Gene Ontology annotation, cellular component: cytoplasm. Gene Ontology annotation, biological process: import into nucleus.